GGCGCGGACGGUGGUGCCGGGCCCGCUCCGUGGAGCGGGGCGGGAGGUCGGGGCCGCCCGGUGAGGCGGAGGCGGUGGAGGUGUGGGCCGUGAGGUGCUACUUGAUCUUUUAAAUCCAUCUUUGACGGCAGACGCAACCUCAACCAAAAGGCCAUAUCUCUGGCAGUGGAACAACCCUUCAGUACUGCACUGGAGCAUUGGUCUAGAUUUCUGUGCUCGAACGUUUGAAGUGGGACUUGAACCCGCAAGCUUCUGAUACCAAAUGAGGACAUUCCAGAAAGGAAUCUAGAACUGCUCAAGAGUUUUAAAGCAAACUAACUUUACCAAAGAAAACAUCUUCUCGUAUGAUUGAGAAAUCAGAGGCUGAAUCUAUGUUGUCUGAUGAACUAGAACCCAAACCUGAGUUGCUGGUGCAGUUUGUCCAGAAUACAUUUAUACCCUUAGGCGAAGGGUUUGAAGAGCCAGAGCAGGGUGCAGUCCAAUGUCUACCUCCAACGAAAGCCAAUAAGAGUGCAUUACACAACCAAAUCUUGCCCUCUGGGGACCCCUCUGCUUCUGAUCCUGCAGUGCCGAGCCAAGUUGGGGUGCCUGAAGCCAGAAGUAGGUCGGAUUCUGGCGAAAAUGCAGAUGGGAGCGCCCCGUGGUACCUCCGCGUUCAGGAGCUGGCGCACGACAGCCUCGUAGCUGCGACCAGGGCACAACUGGCCAAGCAUUCAAAAGGAGAGCCCGAGGACAGCUGCAGUGCAGCCGACUGUACAGAAGGCGAGCCGCCCGACGUGAAACAAGGGACUCCGCAGGGUGAGAAAACCCUCAAGUGCUCCUACGAGGGCUGCAGCAGGACCUUCCUCUGGCAUGCCCAUCUGAAAUAUCACCUGAAAACGCACAAGAACGACCGCUCGUUCACCUGCCCAAAGGAGGGAUGUGGGAAGAGUUUCUAUGUACUCCAGAGACUAAAGGUGCACAUGAGGACUCAUAACGGAGAGAAGCCCUACACUUGCCCUGAGGAUGACUGUGGGAAGAAGUUUACGACAGCCGGCAACUUGAAGAACCACAUGCGAAUUCACACUGGGGAGAAGCCAUUUGUCUGUGGAGCAAGAAGCUGUGGACGGUGUUUUACAGAGUACUCCAGUCUACGUAAACACAUGGUUGUGCACUUCAGGUAUGGUGAGAAGCCUUUCCAGUGUACCAUCUGCUGGAAGACGUUCUCCCAGAGCGGCAGCAGAAAUGUCCACAUGCGGAAAUACCAUGAUAUCCGUCUAGUCUUCAGUGAACAAGAAGAGGCUGCAGCCAGUGGCCUGCCUGAUGAUGGUGUGGAAAGUGUGCCAGAGAUACCUGCAGGACUUUCAGUAACCACAGCUUCUGUGCUGUCACCAUCAGCCCUGGAAGCACAGCCUUUGGUCUUACCGCACAGUAUACUCGGAGCAGAGGAGGAAGUGCUGCCUGAGAGUUCACCACUAGUUCUGGCACAACAACUACGGCAUCCAUUGUGGUUUCUGCCCCAGCCACACCAUCUUGGUUGCCAUAGCCACUGCAGGACAUUCUUAUGAAGAAGUCGUCACCGUGUUAAUACAGUGAAUGGCUGCAAG
Messenger RNA from Pristis pectinata (smalltooth sawfish), 1586 nucleotides. It is a transcript of the gene znf410, whose product is annotated as zinc finger protein 410. Gene Ontology annotation, cellular component: nucleus. Bases 345 to 1547 code for a protein of 400 amino acids. The transcript has 12 exons. The record is from RefSeq and is a predicted model, not a curated record. Gene Ontology annotation, molecular function: RNA polymerase II cis-regulatory region sequence-specific DNA binding; DNA-binding transcription factor activity, RNA polymerase II-specific. NCBI's taxonomy places the organism in Eukaryota, Metazoa, Chordata, Chondrichthyes, Rhinopristiformes, Pristidae. Gene Ontology annotation, biological process: regulation of transcription by RNA polymerase II; central nervous system development.